Messenger RNA from Eublepharis macularius, 4074 nucleotides. Its product is annotated as avidin-like. The record is from RefSeq and is a predicted model, not a curated record. Gene Ontology annotation, molecular function: biotin binding. Bases 16 to 495 code for a protein of 159 amino acids. NCBI's taxonomy places the organism in Eukaryota, Metazoa, Chordata, Lepidosauria, Squamata, Eublepharidae. The transcript has 4 exons.
GGCACCUGAGGCACGAUGGCGCGCUCCUCCCCCCAAGCAGCCUGGGCUCUGCUGGCCACCGGCCUCCUUGCCGCCGCCACGGCUCACGCCCUCUCGGUGCCGGGCGUCGAAGGCCCGAAGCAGAAGAAGUGCACCAUCGCCGGGACGUGGGUGAACGACCUGGGCUCCCGGGUGGUCUUCUCGGCCGCAGACAACAGCGGCGCCUUCUCGGGCUCCUACCUGACCGCCGUGAGCGCCUCCGACAACGCCAUCCAGGAGUCGCCCCUGCACGGCGUGCAGCACGACCCGGGCCGGAGGGCGCAGCCCACCUUGGGCUUCGUCGUGCACUGGACCUUCUCAGCCUCCACCACGGCCUUCGCGGGCCAGUGCUUCGUGGACGCCGCCGGCGAGGAGACGCUCGAGACGCUCUGGCUGCUGCGCGAAGAGGUGCCCUCGCGCGCCGACGACUGGAAGGCCACGCGGGUCGGCAGGAACGUCUUCACCCGCGUCAAGUGAGAGCAGCCGGGACGCGGCCUGCCCUUCUGCCCUGCCCUCCCCUGGCAGCUUCUUGCCCAAUAAGGCACCCCCACCCCCUGGCGGGUGGGGCGGCCUUCACUCAUGGGGGUGCGGGUGGGAGUCUUUGCAUAAGGUUUUUCAAGCCUCCGGGGCGGGGGGGGGGCGUGCACCCAGGUGCCACCCAGGUCUAGGCCAAAGCUUGACGGCUGCUCCCCGGUGUGGGGUGUAUGCAUUGAACACACGAGUUUGAUGCUGAGAGCAAAUUCUAUACUUCAGUUGCUUGUUAGAGGAAGGAGCAUUUCUUGCCCUCUGUCCUGGACCUAGUAGUGCCGCUCUGUUUCAUGGAGUGUCCCCUGAGUGCCAGCGCUAUGUGGGCAGCUCUCCUUACCCACUUCCUCCACCCAAUGCAUAGUGUUUAUUAUCCCUGAGCGUGGCCCCUCUUUAGUCAUCUUUUCUUUGUUGAAAAGUCCCCAACUCUCUGCAAAAGACCCUAGGAGAGAAAGGCACUCCAAACCCUAUUUCAAAAAGCACGCUGCAGAGCUGGAAAAAGUGCAGAGGAAGCAACCAAGAUUCUUGAGGGGUUGCAGCACCUUUCCUAGGAGGAACAGCUGCAGACGCUGCGACUAGAACAGACUCUUCCGUCUAGAAAAAAGACGUCGAAGGUGCGUCAUUGCUUUAUCAAAUUACGCCAAGGAUGCCUCUCCCAAAUGACUAGAGCAUUGCAGCAUUGGCUGUGCUGUUCUCAGCCCCUUUCCCAAUGGUCCACAGCAAGGAGCUGGCCCUUGGCGGUGGUUUUCCACACGGAACUUGAGUCCGGUGGCACCUUAGAGACCCACAAGACUGGCAAAGCGUCGGCUGUUCAGCCCCAGUUCCAGAUCAUUCAUGAACAAAUUGAAUAGCCCCCGUCCCAACAGCCAUCCUCGUAGGCCCCCACUGUUCAGUUCCUUCCGUCGUGAGAACUGCCCCAUUUAUUCCUGUUCCGGUUUAAUACAUUUUUUUAUCCAUAAGAGGACUUAUCCCAGGACUGCUAAGCUUGCUCAGGGGCCUUAUCUAUGUGCCUGUUCAUUUCCCCUCAUCAGGCCUUAUUCCUUUAUGGGCCUAAUAAUUCUAGCUUUGAUUACAGUUUCUACCCCUGGGGCUGAAUAGAGACUUGGGAUUCUUAUCCAGCGGCAUUGGACCUUUACAUCAUAAGAACAUAAGCAAAGCCAUGUUGGAUCAGGCCAGUGGCCCAUCCAGUCCAACAUUCUGUCACACACAGUGGCUAGAAAUCCAGUGCCAUCUAAAGGACUGUCAGUGAGGCCAGGACACCAGAAGCCCUCCCACUGCCUUCCUUCCAGCACCAAGACAACAGAGCACCACCUCCCCACAAAGAGAAUACCAUCUAUCUCCUGUGGCUAAUAGCCACUGAUGGACCUCUGCUCCAUAUAUUUGUCCAGUCCCCUCUUGAAGCUGGCAAUGCUUGUAGCUGCCACCACCUCCUGUGGCAACGAAUUCCAUGUGUUUAUCACCCUUUGUGUAAAGUAGUAUUUUCUUCUAUCUGUUCUAACCCGACUGCUCAAUAAUUUCAUAGAGUGCCCACGAGUUCUUGUAUUGUGAGAAAGGGAGAAAAACACAUCUUUCUCUACCUUCUCUAACCCGUGCAUUAUCUUGUAAACCUCUAUCACGUCUCCCCUCAGUCAUCUUUUCUCCAGGCUAAAGAGCCCCAAGCGCCUCAAUCUUUCCUCAUAGGGAAAGUGUUCCAACCCUUUAAUCAUUUUAGUUGCCCUUCUCUGUACUUUUUCCAGUGCUAUGAUAUCUUUUUUAAGGUGUGGCGACCAGAACUGUACACAGUACUCCAAAUGAGGCCUCACCAUCGAUUUAUACAGAGGCAUUAUGAUACCAGCUGAUUUGUUUUCAAUCCCUUUCCUAAUAACCCCUAGCAUAGCAUUAGCUUUUUUUAUGGCAGUCGCACACUGUGCUGACGUUUUUAGUGAGUUAUCUAUCAUGACUCCAAGAUCUCUCUCUUGGUCAGUCUCCGCCAGUUCAGACCCCAUCAACUUGUAUUUAUAUUUUGGAUUUUUGGUUCCAAUGUGCAUUACUUUGCACUUGGCUACAUUGAACCUCAUUUGCCACAUGGAUGCCCACUCUUCUAGCCUCGACAGAUCCCUUUGGAGUGCCUCACAAUCCUCUCUGGCUUUCACCACCCUGAACAAUUUCGUGUCAUCUGCAAAUUUAGCCACUUCACUGCUUAAUCCCAAUUCCAAAUCAUUAAUAAACAAGUUAAAAAGCAUUGGACCCAAUACCGACCCCUGUGGCACCCCACUGCUCACCACCCUCCACUGUGAGAAGUUCCCGUUUAUACUCACUCUCUGUUUCCUAUUAAUUAGCCAGUUUUCGAUCCACAAGAGGACUUGUCCCUUUAUCCUAUAGCUACUGAGCUUACUUAGGAGCCUUUGAUGAGGAACUUUGUCAAAAGCUUUCUGGAAGUCAAGAUAAACAAUAUCUAUCGGGUCUCCCUUGUCCACUUGUUUGUUCACUCCCUCAAAGAACUCUAACAGAUUGGUGAGACAAGAUCUUCCCUUACAGAACCCAUGCUGAGUUUUCCUCAUCAGCUUUUGGUCAUCAAUGUGCCCACUAAUUUUAUUUUUGAUAAUAGUUUCCACCAACUUACCAGUAUUGACGUCAGGCUGACUGGCCUGUAAUUUCCCGGAUCUCCCCUGGAACCUUUUUUAAAGAUGGGGACAACAUUAGCUACCUUCCAGUCCUCAGGAACAGAUGCAGAGUUUAAUGACAUCCUGAUCCCCCUCCCCCCCGGUAACACCUGAAUUCAGCUGUGGAAUUUCUCAUAGGUUUUUUAAGACAAAGAGAAUGAGAGAGAACCUAAACAAACAAAAACAGCCGCUAAUGAAUCCUGCAAAUCCAGAAUAAAUGCAUGUGAUAAAAAUAAAUCGUUGCAAUUCAGAUGACAGGUUUAUGUAGCAUGUGGAAAAUGGGGAGCCCCAGAGCAGGAGGUUUGCUCACCCAAUAUAAGGCUGCCCAGUAAGAAGCUUGGUGAGACCUUUAUGUAAGGAAUUUUGAGUAGCCCCCUGACUUCCAAUUCAAAAUUCAUUGAUCUGGGCUGCCCAAAGCCUGUGGGAAAAUCUUUCUUACACUCUACACCUUAGGUUUUGCAUUUCUGUUCCUGCAGUCGUUUUUAUAACAUAAUAACUCGGGAGGCCAUGAAAAAAGGACACAAUGAAUUUGCUUCCACGAUACACUGAAAUUUUAAAAUUGUUUCUAUCCAGAGAGAUUUAGCUUUGGCCUUGGAGUAUCCUUUCCCACUCCUGUUUUGAAAUUAGUGGUGCCAUCCAAGAAUGGGAUUCUUACUGUGUGCCUUUUAAUUCCUGGCUGCGACCUGUCAGUCUACACUGUUUGAAAGAUCAUAUACUUUGACUUGAUUGUUUUUAAGAAUUGGCUGUUUACAGAAUUGUAUGAAAUCUUAUAAACUGUACAGUAUUUUCUAUGUUGACUGAAAAGUAUAAAUUACAGGUGCUGCAGAUGCUUUCCCGUGUGCAUUCAGUAACCAAAGUUGCAAAAUAAACCCUUUGACUUCUAUGAUCA